Molecule: messenger RNA, 3602 nt
Organism: Physella acuta
Lineage: Eukaryota; Metazoa; Mollusca; Gastropoda; Physidae
Product: arrestin domain-containing protein 17-like
Biological process (GO): protein transport
Cellular component (GO): cytoplasm
Source: RefSeq, a predicted model, not a curated record
AACACCCUAGCAUGAAAUCUUGAUCUAGAUUCUGGAUCUAGAUUUAGAUCUAAGUCUAGAUUCUAUUUUUAAUGUAGAUCUAGACUAUUUUAAACAAGUCAUUGCUGCUUAUUGACUCGCUUAGAUUUUAGAAUCUAGAUCUAGUCUAGGUGCUUAAAGUAACUAUUAAAUCAUGGGGAAGUUAAAUAUCUUUGAGAUAUCCUUUGGUAAUGGAAGCGGUGUGUACUAUCCUGGGAAUGCAGUGGAUGGUCAUGUUACUGUAGAACUUACAGAACCAAUGAAAAUGAGAGGAAUACGUCUGAAAUUUGAAGGCAAGGCAUAUGUUCAUUGGAGUGAAACCCACUCAACUGGAUCUGGUAAAAAUAGGCGUACCACAACUCGCCAUUACUCUGCUUCUGAAAGAUAUUUUGAUCAGGAAGUUCUCCUUUUUGGUAUAUGGCCAAAUCAAGGCAGUGAAACAAAAGAAAUACCAUUAGGCAGACACACCUUCCCUUUUCAGUUCAUCCUACCACUUGGACUCCCAUCAUCAUUUGAAGCAGGGACUGGUUAUGUUAGAUACACUGUGUCCUGUAACAUUGAUAAGCCAUGGAAGUUUGACCAUAGGACCAAGAGACCAUUCACCAUUGUUGCUCUUUUGGAUUUAAACCAGCAACCUAAUUGCAUGCAACGUUUACAAGCUACAAAACAGAAGCAUUUGUGUUGCUUGUGCUGUAAGUCUGGACCUAUCGAAGCCACCUUCAAAAUAGAAAGACAAGGCUUUGUGCCAGGGGAGGCAAUUAAACUGUUUGCUGAAAUAAGCAAUGGCUCUAAUAGAAAGAUGAGCAAAUCAUAUGUGGAUUUAAAAAUGAUAACAACAUUUCGUGCCACAACUAAGUGCAGAACUGAUGUGCGAGAGGUAGCUAGAGUGACACGCCCACCCAUAGAAAAACAUAGAGAGGACUCUUGGUCCGGAGAAGAGCUAGUUGUCCCGCCACUGCCCCCUUCAUUUUUACCUGGUUGUAACAUCAUUGAUAUCCGCUAUGUGCUGCAGCUAAAUGUGGAUCCAUCAGGACCUGGCCUAGACCUGGAGGUUCCCUUUGAGAUUAUCAUUGGAAGCAUUCCCCUAAUGUCAGUGGUGGAAAUGUACCCGCCUAUGUCACCCCCACCACAGAUAAUGGACAGGAUGUAUGCCUGGGGCACAGUCCCUACAGCCCCAGCCACUGAAGAUCUAUACCCAUACCCACCACCCAGUGGUAUUCCUAAUUUACCCCCUCCUUCAUACGGUGAAUGCAUCACUGGCCGCUACAAGAUCUCAGAAGAAGGAGAUAAUGAACACACUAGAGGAAAGCUUGAAUACGCCCCAGUCUAUCCUUACUACAAUUGGGGGCACACACCAGGAGCACUGCCAGAGGGAGGUGCUAAAUCUUAGAAACAUCCACCACUUCUGGUUUUAUGUUAAUCUGUUAUUGACCUCCUGUUUUAAAUUGUCUUCUUAAAUUUUAUAUGUAACAUAGUUUUUGAAUCAUUUCUACAAUACUACUUUGACAAAUGUGUUUAAAACAUAGACUUGAAGGCAUUUUGUUUUAUAUUGUCAAGAAGUACCCUAUAACAAGCCAUAAAACAGUGUAUAAUGUCAACACCCUCUCUUCUAGUGAUAUUCAAACUGAUAUUAUCCAUAAAGAACAAAUAGUUCUUAGUUAAUCUGCUGUAAUAAAACUUUCAUUUCUUAGGUUGACGUUGUCUACAAACAAUGAUGGUUUCCCCUCUGUAUUGUUAUACAUUUCACUUCACUUAUUUGUUUUUACAAAGCUCAAGGCAAUGUGAAUGAUAUUAAAGUGAAUCUCUAAGAAAAGCCAUAACAAUGAUAUUAAAAGUGAAUCUCUAAAGAAAAGCCUUAAGUAUGAUAUUAAAAGUGAAUCUCUAAGAAAAGCCUUAAGUUUGAUAUUAAAAGUGAAUCUCUAAAGAAAAGCAUAGGUUCUAUUAAAACUGUGAUACAUCCUUUUAUAUUUUUUUUUUACCUUUGAGUGUUUCACCCUUUCUGUAACUUAACGGAGUAUUUCCAAAAUGAGUGUAUUUAUCUGCUUGUUUCUAGGUAUUGAGCUGUGAAACUUUGUCUACAAGUUUAGUAGGUUGUGUACCCAGUGACUUACAGUCUUCCACCCCCUUUUCAAACUUUUAUUGUUAAUGUAAACACAAUUCUUAAAAACUAAAGGUGUUCUACCACGAAUGUGGUUGACAAAGUCUAUUUACAUUUGUUAAAAGCUUUAUUUCUUAUCUACACCAUAUAUACAUUUAUAAUUUUAAACUUGUCACAGUUAAUCUAUCACAUUGUAUUUAUUUAAAUUAUGAUAACUACAAAGAAAGCCAAUGUUAAUAAGGUUUAUGUUCAUGCUAAAAAUAAUAGUAUAUAAUAACUGAAAUUCAAUCAACUUGCUAUUUUUUUCCUUUAAAUAGCUCAAAAGUUAUUUAUUUUAAAUGUGAUUAAUUCCCUUAUGUAUUAUCCACUGCAAUUAAAUCUUAUUAGUCUUUGUUGGUUGACAAUGUAUCACUGUUUAGAUUUUGUUGUCAAGUUGAUUAAACGAGUGUUUGGCUCAUUGUUUUAUUCGACUGCAUAUUCUAACACUGAUCACUUAUAAAUAAGUGCCAUAUAUACUUUUUGCAAUAAUGCACACAAUAUAAUUGUUCAUAUUUUGUUUAAUAACAAUACUUACAAUUGUUUUUUAGCUCAUAUUGAUUUAUUUCUUCAUGGAAUUCAAAUGAAUGUUUAUUGUUUUACAUAUUUUUUUCACUUAAUGUUUGAAAUAUUUUAGAAAAUGUUUAUCUAUACAGUUGUUAAGUGAAAGAAAAUUGUCUUUUAUUUUAUUGCCAUUGUCAAAUAGACUACAGGAAAGCUUAUUAUAUUUUAAAUAUAUGUAUACAGUACUUACAAUAAAUGGGUGCUUUAAUUAUGUUUCACCUUUAGCAUUUUCAAGGAUUUUAUUUUUAAUUUUUUUUGUUAAAUCAACGCAAAACACAUAACCAGUAAAUAAAGACUUUUCCUACUUUGCUGGCUUUUACGCAGAGAAAAUUUUCCCUUUUUUUUACCAGCAUUUGUAUUCUUGAGCUGUAUUGUAUAUUAUAGUCUCACUCAUCUUUACCUAAUCAAUAUAAAAAAUAAAGCAAAACAUUCUUCUUUUUGAACAAGUGCAAUUAGAUCUGGUGAACUUACAGACCUGAAUCCUCAGUGACCUCUCACCUUUACUGGGAUUGGUUGAAUCUUUUUGCUGACAUUUACUGCUCACCUAUUCACAUUUCUUGUGUGAAUAGCUAUUUUGACAGAUUUUUCAAAUAAAAUUUGCAAGAAAUAUUUUUGAUGUAAUUUAUUGGAUGCUAUACUCAUGUUUAAUCAGGAUUAUUUUUAUUUUUACAGCUUGUUUUGUUGACACAAGCCCACUUAACAAAAGGAUCCACCAUGUAGCCUACUAUAUAAUAUUGUUUUUUGUUGCACGAAGAGAUGUUUAUUAUUUUCCGUGUUUAUUCUAAAAUUGGAAUUGUUUUUAUACACCGUGUAUAUUAUAUAUAUAAAAAUGUUAAACUCAUGUACCACUGUAGCAGCUUCACUCCAAUAAACAAUUUACAUUUUA